Micropterus salmoides (largemouth bass) is the source of this 6814-nucleotide messenger RNA. RefSeq names its product myocyte enhancer factor 2d (gene mef2d). The transcript is spliced from 13 exons. The record is from RefSeq and is a predicted model, not a curated record. The coding region runs from base 581 to 2338 and encodes 585 amino acids. Gene Ontology annotation, molecular function: protein dimerization activity; RNA polymerase II cis-regulatory region sequence-specific DNA binding; DNA-binding transcription factor activity, RNA polymerase II-specific. Gene Ontology annotation, biological process: cell differentiation; positive regulation of transcription by RNA polymerase II. NCBI's taxonomy places the organism in Eukaryota, Metazoa, Chordata, Actinopteri, Centrarchiformes, Centrarchidae.
CCAUGCUGCUGUCAAUCAUAAAGCAAUGCCACAGGAUAGAUUAGGCACCAUUUGCCACAACUAAAUAGUUACCUUGUACAUCAAGUAGGAAGAUUUUUUUAAUUGAAAGCCCACCGCGGUCGGCGGAGAGUUACUGUUCGUCUUCAUUUAGACCUUUCGUACGUUUUGAAUGCAACAAAGUGUGACGUUUGAAUCUCCCGUCUAAUCAAACAGAUGUGGAUUCACUGCUCGGGAGCUGCCCAGUUAAGGUGAAGGGGAGGGCAGAGGACCCCAGUUCCGCCAGACUGUGGAUGACCUGCAAGUGGAAACAGGACCAUGAUCUGAAGAGGGCACAGCACACCGAACCCCGUUCUUCCUCUCCUCCUUCUCCCUAUCUUUUUUUCUUUUUCAUUUAAAAAAAAAAAAAAAAUUUACGAGGUGACGGCCUCCCUGCCCGGCAGCUUCCAACAGUGUCUGCGUGCACGGAAAGGACAAACUGAAAGAGACCAGACAUUUUAAGGAGGAAGAAAAACAACCACAUCCAUCCGUGACCUCUGACCUUGCCACUCCCCCUUGCCCCUCCCACCACAACACCGGAAACAUGGGGAGGAAAAAGAUUCAGAUUCAGAGGAUCACCGACGAACGCAACAGACAGGUGACGUUCACCAAGCGGAAGUUCGGUCUGAUGAAGAAGGCGUACGAGCUGAGUGUCCUGUGUGACUGCGAGAUCGCCCUCAUCAUCUUCAACCACUCUAACAAGCUGUUCCAGUACGCCAGCACCGACAUGGACAAGGUCCUGCUCAAGUACACCGAGUACAACGAGCCGCACGAGAGCCGGACCAAUGCCGACAUCAUUGAGGCUCUGAACAAGAAAGAGCACCGGGACUCUGAGAGCCCAGACCCCGAGGAACCAUUCUCCCUCACCCCCCGCACUGAGGAGAAAUACAAAAAAAUUGACGAGGAGUUUGAUAAAAUGAUGCAGAACUAUAGGCUGUCAUCUACAGUCCCACAGCCAACCUUCUCCAUGCCAGUCACCGUGCCAGUAUCCAAUCAGAACGCGGCGGCGGCGGCAGCCCUCCAGUUCAGCAACAACCCUGGCGGCGCCCUGGUCACCACCACCUCCUUUGUCACCUCCACCCUCACAGACCCCCGCCUCCUGUCACCACAGCAACCAGCUCUGCAGAGGAACACCGUGUCGCCAGGGUUACCGCAGCGACCAGCCAGCGCAGGUGCUCUGUUAGGAGGAGAUCUGGGGAAUUCGAACGGAGGCUGCCCGAGUCCAGUCCCUAAUGGCUACAUCAGUGCCAGGGCCUCCCCGGGCCUCCUCUCCGUAUCCAACGGCAACAGCCUGGGGAAAGUAGUCCCGGCUAAGUCUCCGCCUCCGCCCAGCCCUCAGAUGGUCAACAGCCGCAAGCCGGACCUGAGGGUCAUCACCUCGCAGAGCGGCAAGAGCCUCAUGCAGCUGACAGAGGAAGAGCUGGAGUUGGUGAGUGAGAAUGCUCAGCGGCUAGGUGGCUCCCAGGUGGCGCAGUCGCUCACCACACCAGUGGUCUCCGUGGCAACACCCAGUCUCCUAGCGCCCUUCUCCGGCAUGCAAACGGCCUACAACACCGAGUACCAGCUGACGAGUGCAGAUCUCACAGCGCUCCAGACAUUCACACCACCAGGGCUGGUGCCUGGGAACAUGGCUGCCUGGCAACAGCAACCGACGGUCUCCCAUCAACAACAGCAGCAGCAGCAGCAGCAGCAACAGCAACAGUCACAGCAGCUGAGCUUGGCAUCGCUCAGUAACUUGGUCAUGUGGGGUGCAGAGAAACAGAAUGCAGAGAUGGUUAACUGCAUCUCCAAUUUUGCUGCUAACCUGAGCUUGGCCUCUCAAUCCAACUUGCUCUUUGGCAGGGAGGAGGGCCUCUGCUGGCCGAUGGGCCAGAUACCUCAGGGCGCCGCACUGACAGUCAACACAAACCCCAACAUCAACAUCAAGUCCGAACCUGUCUCACCAAACCGCGACCGCAGCACUCCCAGCUCCACCUGUGGCUCCGGGGGAGGUGGAGGAGGCCAGGGUCAAGUCCAGGGACAAGGUCUCGUAACGGUCGCCUACCCUGGUACCCUGCGCCUGGAAGUGGGAGGUCAGGGCCGCUCACCAGUCGACAGCCUCAGCAGCAACGGCAGCUCGUAUGAGGGCAGCGACCGGGACGACGGCAACCAGGGACGAGGCGGGGGUCAGGACUUCCACCACCAAGUCAGCGCUGGUGCCCAGCAGCCCACCAUGGUCCUCCUGCGGCCCUCUUCGGCCGAGCCCCAGGAGCAGGACGGGACCAACGUCAAGAGAAUGAGACUGGAUACCUGGGUCACAUGAAGAGAUGAUCUGAGAUGGAUGGACGGACAGAAGGAGGAUGUAGAUGGAGAUGUGUACUUGUGGCUUGUGUAGAUGCCCCCACCAGCCCCGAUGACCCCAAUCUCCUUCCCCAUGCAUAUACACACACACUUACAUAUAUACUGUAUGUAUGUGUGUGUGUGUGUGUGUGUGUGUGUGUGUGUGUGUAUAUACACACACACACCUGCCAUCGACCCAGUAAGCUACUGUCCACACAGGAAACGCUGACCUCACACAAGCAUGCUAACACACUCUCAUGUCGCACGUAUAGACACACACUUGUAUGUGCUCACACAUUUGAACUCUAAUGUACUUUCACUCUCACACACAGACAGAACCCCAAGGGGGUUGGGCCACCAAACCAGGGAUUAUUUGUCAAAACAACUACAAUGUUGGACUUUGUUCAGCUGUAUUUGAAUAGAAGUGAAUGAGUAUGUUUUUAAUCAGGCUACAGGGGCUAGUAAAACCCUAAAUUUGGCCGCUCGGACUAUUUCACCAGAUAUGUUGACAGCCACUGGCAGAGCAGACAUAUGUACCAGCUGUGGUUUCCCAGCAUGCCCUGCGUUGGGUUAGCGGCUGGUGGUAUUCUCCCACCCUCAUGUCCUUAUUGUCUGUUUUUCCAUAGUAGGUUUUGGUCAAACACAACUGCACUGCUUUAAGUCAGUGCCACCAAGUGAGUCCACAUCUUUGUACACGUCGGCCCGACCACACUUGUAUUGCUAUAUAGCUCUAGAUUCUUGUUUCUUGUCUUAGAGCCUGGGCCAUUUUGCUCUUUUUAAAGCGUGGAAUUUUGUCCUUCUGUCUUGACUAUUGAUCUUUAGAGUUUGGAUUCGUUUCAGUUUUGAAUAUGAGGACACUAAAAGAAAAACUCGCCUCCCUCCCCAGCCGGUGGCCGUGUCAACAGGCUGGCACUUUGGCCCUGUACAAGACUGACGACCCCGGGGUCUUUAUUUAAUCUGAACCAUGCAGACUAGCUGUAAAACGAGGAACAUGAUUUGUUACCGAGGUAAAAGACUGCUUUUCUUUGAAUCAGGGACGAGCUGCAACAGCUCAAUGACACAUGACGAAGAUUCUCCCAGUUCCGCCCACAUCUUGUCAACUACAGAUGCUGAGAAAGGCGUGUGUGUUUGUGUGUGUAUGUGUGUAUACGGGUUUGUUACCUCAACUGGUUGUUUUUUAACAAAGUGAUUUGGACAAAUGCUCAAUUUCAUCCUUGAACACACCUGCAGUGCACACAGGUGAAAUUAUUUUUGUGAAGCGACUCAUGUUUUGAAUAGAUACCUUGAUGUUCAAAGGGGAGAUUCGUGAGGUACCAUGUAUAUAAGCAAUCUGUAACCUUUGUGGCUUUUGUGUGACAGGGAUAUGGUGUUUUGAAGGUUCAAAAAAUAGAUCAUACAAGUAUAUAUUUAAACAGCUUCAGGCGAUAGCAAGGGCAGCUCUGCACCGGGGCAGGAGACUACAAUAGAUGACAGGGAUUGUAUAUAUUAACUAUAUAUUCGGCAGGAUAUCCCUUAACGAAACAGAAAAAAAGCAAACACAUUAAUUCUCAGUGGAUCGGUCUCUUUUUUUAAAAAUUAUUAUUUAUGCUUGUAUAUAAAGUGUAAUAUGUUGACUAGCCAAGAGAGGGUGCUGUAGAGGCAGAAAGGGAAGAUGUAGCCGUGGUGACUCGGACUGUUUGGACUGGAGUGAGCAAUGGUUAGGACUCUGUCACUGAUGGAGGGCACUUUACCUUAACCCCCACCCCUGACACCUUAACACAUCUGACCCAUGGACACAGAUACUGCACAUGCACACUAGGGUUAGACUGAUAUACCUGGCUGGUUAUAAGGCUUCUGUUAAAAAUCUGAUAUUCAGCAGAUACAAAUACAUUUGUGCACUAUUUAUUAAAUUCUUUAAAUUCUGUUUUGUUGUAGUUUAAUUUAAAUAAUGUAUUACUGUACAUGAACCGAUCAGAGCUCACCUUACAACUCUUUAUUGUGGCACAGUGGCUGCCUGCCAGAAAUUAAUUGAUCACAGAACAGAAACUGUAAACAUUAAAGCAUAAGAGAAACAAAGUAUAAUUUUUAUAUAUUUUUUAAUUUAUAUUCAAAAAUGAAUGAAUAAUGGUAAUAAUUGGCCUACAGUAUAAGCUACUAAAAACAUUUUAGAAGGAGUAUCGCUGAACAUUUAUCAUUCUGUGUGCAUUUUUAGUUUAGUGUCCGGUGAUGGUUUAAAUUACCCUCUAAAAGGUUUCUCCACCUUUAAAGUUUUUGCAGAUAUAAUCACUACUUAUUAAGUAUUUUUUUUGGCAUAUCCGUGUAUUGAGUAUUUACAGCGUCAGUACAAAAAUGCCAGUAUUAUCUGUCACAAACAUAUCAGUCAAACUCUAGAGCAAACAUACAGAUAGUAUACAGAUAAGUGAGCCAAGGAUGUCCCCUGUCCUCUUUUUUUGUUUUAUAGGUUUAACUUUUCCUCCUGUUAAAAGCCAUGUAUGUAUAUUUAAAGGAUCUCUCCUUUCGCCUGUCACUGGUUGGCUGUAGUUUUAUAUUGCGGAGAGGUAAAAAGACUUAUGAAGGUAGAAGGAAUGUGAAGGAUGUCAUUUUUGUAUUCUAUAAAAUUGGCGAGAGUGAUUUCGGGUUUAGUGGGUAGAUUUUAGAGACAUAGUGGUCAAGAGUGCAAAUUCAUGUAUUUAUUUUUUCCUAAAAGCACUCUCAGCCUCCGUCCAUUUGCUUGUUAAAAGCUUUGGAGGCAGAGUUUGAGUAUCGUUUGUCGUUAAGCCGGAGGUUUCAGAACGAGUCUUGAUCUUUUAAUGACUACCUCCCAAAUCCAGCGCAGACUUGUCAACUUUUUACCACAUUCAGCGACCACAUCCGUCUCAUGGGCAGGCCCUCCUCACCUCCAUCUCACCCCUGUCACUCACUCGCUCACUCAGUAUGUUUGUUUUGCUCUCUGAAAGCUUAAUCUCAAACCCCCCCAACCCCCACACACACACUUUCCAUUACACACUACUUUUCUGUUUACUCCGUCCAGACAGCGAGUGUCAGCACUGAAAUGACAAAUUAGUUUGGGGUCUUUUUCCAUGGGUAACACAACCCCCGCCCCCCCAACCCCCAGCCUCAUCACACACUACUCCCAUCAUCCUCCCCUCACUUCAUCUCCUUCUGUCACUCAUUCACACGCACUCAUCCGCUCUGUGACAAGUCUUGAGUGUCAAUAUUGCUUUUCUGAGCGUGUGGCAGAGUGAACAUAAAUCCCCUGAGUGUAAACACUUUGACUGUUAAGACUGUUGUACCCUGAGCUUCGAACAAAAAAAAACCCUGCGUAUAAGUCCGCAAGCCAUAGCUUUGUAAAAAUAAACAAAAUGGCAUCCUUUGCGUCGGGACUCGCAGGAGUUUUGUUAGUCACUGGUCGCAUGAAGCCCUGGCGUGUUCUUUAGAGCAACACUAGGGGUCGCUGAAAUCACAAAACAGAAAGACAAUCGUGCUGAGAAAUAAUUUUAAGAACCUGCAUCCCCCCGAUAAAAUGAUACUUGCUCCUGUAUAAUGAUGUUUAGAAGUCUCACUCACUUUCCAGUGUUAAUUUGUGCUGGUGACAGUCUGUUUUUAAUUGUUCUCUGAGAAUUGAUAUUAUUAUUAUUAUUAUCAUCAUUACGACAGCUUUCACUGACAGUAGCUGUUACGAUGAUAUAGAAAUCUGCGUUUAUUUGUGUAGUUUAGGCAUCUUGUUUUAUUUGGAAUUUGAUUUUAUUUUAUUAUAUAAAAAUAUUCUAUAAAUAUAUUUUUGUUUUCUCUUUUGGGGAUUUGUUUUCUUUUUUUUUUCUUCAAAAAGGGUAUUACUAAUGUUGCACGAUUUUUGAUGACAUGAAACAACCAACACAAGCGUAGUGAUAUUAGUACACAUGUGGCUGUGGACGGAGGCGCUGAACGAGUUGACUGCGACAAACCGCUUCAGUGCUGCAACUUUGAGUGUAAUGUACAAAACUCUCGGUCCACACAUGCUAACAUGGGUGGGGUGGGGUGGGGGGGAGGGCAGCGUGACACGUCUAACUUAUUUCUGACCAGACACAAUGAUGUCAAUGCAUGGGCGUUUAAAAACAAGCAAAGAGUGAAUCAUGUUAUAGGAAAUACAAAUGUAAUAUCAACACAAAUAUACAUCACACAGAAAUACAUUUAAGAAAAAAAAAUGAAAUUGAAGAAAAAAGUUUUAAAUAAAUUAUAGCUAAUAUAUUGUGUUCGGCUAGUCUGCUUUUUUGUUGUAAAGAUAAUUUUUUUGUUGUUUUUGGAGAAUGAUAUACAAUUUGUGUAUAUUUUCAUAAAAAAAGUAUGCACUGAUAUGUUAUUACAAAUUCUAUACUGCUUUUACAAAAAAAGUGUUUGUUAUUGUACCAAAGUAUCCAUUGGUCCCCUCUUACCCGCCUUCCCUUUUUGCGUAUGUUUUACCGUAUUUUAUAUAUUAAAUAGACAAGUUGACCUACAGAAA